AGCACUCGGUUAUCGGCUCAUCGAGUCUUGGCAGCUCAAAGUUCUCGAGUUGACUGAUCUGGCCUUAACAGAUACCCGGAUGUUCGCCUCAACCCGCAUUACUGUACUGAACCAACCGCCAAACAACAGCUGAGCUGUUUGACUACGCCGUUUCACGAAGAGUUCCCAGCUAUCCAGCAGCAGCAGGACAUGGCGGCAGCUGAAGCCGUGGUCACGGUUCGUCUGGUUCGGUCCUUCGAGCACAGGAACUUCAAGCCGGUGGUGUUUAGAGGAGUCAGUUUAGACCAGACGGUGCAGGACUUCAUACAGCUGGUCAGAGACGAUAUAGCAACAAGGCUAGGGCUUCCUCCUCCUUUCAAGAAACACACUUAUGACACAAUGAAGAUUAUCCACCAAGCAUAUGGAUCAAAGACUAAUGAGUUGGUGAUGAGUUUAGAGGACGAUGACAAGCUCAUUCUGCAAUAUGGCCAAACCCUUCGAGCUGCUGGCGUCGCUAAUGAAACAGAAGUUGCCUUCUUCAGGGGAGAAGACUAUGGUCUCUAUAAAGCAAAUCCCAAAACUACUUGGUGACCACAGUAUUUUACUGACUUUACCUUACGUUUACUUUCUAUAGCAAAGGGGAAUCUGAAAGGACAGAGGUCAAAGGUCAAGCAUGAAAGAAAACAAGCAUGGUGCCUUCAUGUUUAUAUCAAAGACUUUUAUUUUGUGGGGUUGCUUUUGUUUGUUUAAAAUGUUUAUUUUUUUAUUUUUCUUCUGCUAGUUGUGACCAUGGACAUUCAUUUUCAAUGUUGUUUUAAAAUAUGCCGAAUAAAGUUCUUUGACGGUU
Molecule: messenger RNA, 826 nt
Organism: Sebastes umbrosus (honeycomb rockfish)
Lineage: Eukaryota; Metazoa; Chordata; Actinopteri; Perciformes; Sebastidae
Gene: c13h2orf76
Product: chromosome 13 C2orf76 homolog
Exons: 5
Coding region: 190-570 (126 amino acids)
Source: RefSeq, a predicted model, not a curated record